UGAAAAAUACGAUAUUCAUCCGAUCGUUGCGAAACUUAUCAUGUGUGUGAUGGUCAAAUAAAUGUCAUAAUUUUUCUAAAUACCGACUAUUUCUAGUCAAAUAUAGUCACAAAAUUUGUGUGUUGUUUUAAAAUGAAUACUUUAAUAACCCGCAGUUUGUCAAGACAAUUUGGUGCUUUGGGAAGAAGAACUUUGGCCACUACACAAUUGAAAUCAGGUUCUUUUAAAGUACAAGAUGACAAGGAUUUUAUUGAUAAAGUUGAAAACAGCAAAGAACCGGUCAUUGUCGACUUUUUUGCGACGUGGUGUGGACCCUGCAAAGCUUUGGAACCUCGAUUAGAAAAUGUAAUUGCCCAACGCAAAGGCGACAUUUCUGUUGCUAAAGUUGAUAUUGACGAUCUGGGCGAACUAGCCGCUAAAUAUGAAGUAAGCACAAUUCCAGCUCUAGUGGUUUUCCAAAAUGGAAAAGUUAAAGAAAGAUUAGUGGGACUACAAGAUGAAGACAAACUGAAUUUGUGGAUUGAUAAUAUUUUGAAGAAAUAAGUAAUUCAGACAAUGUAAAUUUAUAAUUUUCUUUUAUUAUAUUCAUUAACUGAAUAAAACAAGUUUUUACAGAUCUUAAAAUA
Sitophilus oryzae (rice weevil) is the source of this 626-nucleotide messenger RNA. RefSeq names its product thioredoxin, mitochondrial-like. Gene Ontology annotation, molecular function: protein-disulfide reductase activity. The record is from RefSeq and is a predicted model, not a curated record. The coding region runs from base 133 to 543 and encodes 136 amino acids. Gene Ontology annotation, cellular component: cytoplasm. The transcript is spliced from 3 exons. Lineage: Eukaryota; Metazoa; Arthropoda; Insecta; Coleoptera; Curculionidae.